This is a messenger RNA of Pocillopora meandrina, 3325 nucleotides long. Lineage: Eukaryota; Metazoa; Cnidaria; Anthozoa; Scleractinia; Pocilloporidae. The record is from the annotation of a GenBank genome assembly.
AUGCGUUAUUUUACCUUUGGCUACAUUUCGAAGUUCACUAUGGCACGGAAACGAGCACUAGCAACCGAGGUCGAGGAAAGCAAGCCGAGUAAAAGACAGAAAACUGCUAGUAAAUCAAAGGGAACUGCAGAACAUGGAGAGGGUUCAUCGAGGAAAAGAAACGUCGAUUCGGUCCCAAAACGAGACAAACAUGGUAAACUAGUAUUCCCUGAUUUUCCAGACUUUAAGCCAAACUUGACUCCCAAAGAAGUUCUUCAGGCUGGAAGCUUUGGAGGAACAUACUUCCGACCCAUUUAUUCCAGCGUCACAGGUGAAAUAUAAUUAAAAUGAAGCUUAUUUUUAACAGUCUAAAAUUGAGAUUUUUGUGGCUACUGCCACUUUUGCGAGGCGAAGCUAUAUAUGUUAUCGAAAUGAGUGAGUGGGUGAUGGUAAGUAACAAUAGAAUAGCGAACUUCACCCGAUUUUGAUCUGAUAUCAGUCAUUGUUUGUUUCGAAGUUUCUUCGUAAAUGGAAUUUCAACGAAAUUAUCUUUAAUUAAGACGUAAAAUUAAAAGAAGCAUAGCUUAAUCAUCGUUGUAAUAAAGUUUUCAUACAACACACGCUGUCUUUGUUUGAAAGAGCAUGCUCUAUCAGAGUACAAAAUGUAGAGCUAAGCUAAAGCUGUCACGCUAUCCGCUGAAUUGUACUACUUGUAUGACCUACUCUGACCAUUUCCUGGACUCCUCACUAGUUUUUUUUUUCGUUAAUUGAAAGUGAAUUUUUGGAACAAGCGAGUUGGUACGUAGCAACAGAAGAACCUAACAAAGGUUUGUAAAUAUGCUAAGCACCUUAAUUUACGUUAUUAUAAGGUGAGCAGAGACAAAAAUCCUCAAAGAGAAAACAAAAUGGAAAUUCCAAGUUUUGAAGUGUUCCUCACUCAGUUAGAUUGCAAGCUUACAUAAGGUAAUAAAAAUCAAACAUAGUUAACACUUGAAUGGUGAAUAUAGUUUCGUGUUCAAAAAACAAAACGGAGCAAAACAGGAAUUAUGAAAAAUAUAUAGCCAAACUGGCACAACCAUUAAAAUUCACACCAAUCAUGAUGUGUCAGAGCAACUGUGAUCAUACUGAGGUUCAUUGUGGUUAGCUCAUCAUGGCAAAGUGAAGCAAGCCUCAGAAAUUACAUCGGCCACCCUUCGAGUGAACAACUAAGAGCUUGCACUGAUAUCCUUGUGGAUGCAUUGAGUGGAAGGCCAUGUCAGUCAAAUUGUAUAGCGUUGUCAUUCUGAGCAAUCUUCGUUCUGUUGUAAGCACUUUGGAAGCAUAUAUUGUGUAUUAUGUUAUAGAAUGGAGUUAAACCUCAGGUUUGUUUUGAAAAUUUAAUUAGAACAAGAGUUCCUUCAUACUGGCUUUCAGUUUCCCCUUUCUUCACACCCAACUAGCUCUUAUAAGAAGCUUAAAAUGUGUCAAUAUGUAACAAUUAUUCAACAAAUUGGAGGUGAAUAGAGCAGAGUAUUCCACAACUUCCAUUGACUGUGAGACCAUCAUAUAACUUUUCCCACUAGCAAACAUGAACCUAUUUUUCUUUGGUGUCUGCUUAUUGGAAUAAUUUUUGUAGGUGGACAGUUCUACUUAAGGACACAUUGUCAAAUUCCCAAGGGUUCAAAGAGAGUUGACUGCAUUUUCAAUGCUUAUAUCUGCAGAUUGCCUGUAAAGUAAACAAAUUAAGCUGGGUAAUUUUGUUUUAUAAGCAAUAAAGAAAACAAAUGCUCUAUGUAAGAGAGAGCCUUGGAGCAUCUGUGAAGUUUGAAAUCAUUACAAUCUCCACUAAAAAAAAUUCUCAAUUGAUUUAGCUUUUGAAAUUAAAGUGGGGAUUUUGGGGUGGUGUACCUUAAAACACCCAGUGUCUUGUAGGAUUCAGUUCAAUCAUCAGGAUUAAAGAAAAAUAAUAUUUACUAAAGUAUUUCUUACAUUUUCAUUCUCAAACACUUUAUUUAUGCAGGUCAGAAAUAUUCCUCUGAUGUUUACAAAGAAUUUCCUUCUGAAUGGUUUGAAGGACUUAACAUCAAAAGGCAGGUGACAUCAUCUGUCUAUCGUAAUGAAGUCAACACUUACAAGGUGAAAUGUGGGGGCAGUUUAGAAAUGUGGGAAUCAUCUGGCUGGAUAAACAAACAAGAUCCUUAUGGCUGGUUUCAGUGGUGAGUUUAACUAGGCAAGGUAUUAUUUGUUACUCAGGUAAUAAUUGAGAUACCUGUGCUCUAAUUGGUCCAGGAAUUUGUCAUAUCUUGCCAUAAUCACCUCUCGAGAGGUAAUUUUAUUACCAGUGUAUAUUAUUUCAAAAGAAGAUUGAAAUAUUUAUUAUUCUUAUUAUCCAAGUUUUCCCCCAACAAUGCUUUUGACAAUGCCUGGGUCACUAUAGAGUUCUCAGUAACAGAGACAUAGAGGGGGAAUCUUGAGAUCUUGGGAUUGAUUCCUCAUGUUCAAUGAAUAACAAAUGGCAAGGUAAGUGAAGAGUAUGCUUGGCAAGUUUUUUCUUCUGUCCUUACCAGAAUAAGACCUACUGAUAACGCAAAAACAAUUCUGAAUUUGUUUCCUUGGUAGGUAUUGUAGAUUUUACCUUGGGCGGCGCACAGAAGAUGAUAGACGACAGGUUGACCGAUGGAAAAACUGUACUGGAGAUAAGGGUCGUUGGCGAAAUAACCUCAUUUCCAAAUGUGUUCGAAGUGGUUGUGCUUAUGAUAACUUUGCUGUGUCACCUGUUGUAAGACAAACUCUUCAACACUGGGCCUAUAAACUGAACAAGGAAGACUUUGAUAAAUAUGCCAAGAAAGUAAAAAUAUAAGAACAAAUCACAACUAUGUUGGCCUUGUCAAUUCUUGUGUGGCACGUGAGAGAGAAGUGUAUAGUUCUUUUAUUGCAGGUUUUCACAAUCAAUAUAAAAUUGGUUCAAAUUUUGGAUUAUUGUUUGAGAUUGUACAUACUGUCCCCAGAAAAAAAAGGAAAGAGUCUCAUUUUUAUACAUUCAGUUAUGAGUCACCCCAUUAAGUCAUUCAAAGUCUGACCACAAACUGUCACCCCUUCCGUUUGCACUUGCUUGAUUUCCUGUAACUCUUGUUUGGCUUGCUCUCUGGACAAUGAUUGUAGAGAAUAUAGAAAAGGCCUUUAAACAGACUGCAUGGUCAUGGAAAAGUAACUUUCUUUUCACACUGUUUAGUGUGUGCCCAUGUGCACUACAAUUUUAUUGUAACUUUUACAUUUACUUGUAAAUAAUAAAUAUCCUAUCCUUUCAAUCUUAAUAUUGAUUCCCAUUGCUGGAAGUGAACAUUAUCCAACACAGCAACCUCAGGAC